Messenger RNA from Halteromyces radiatus, 631 nucleotides. RefSeq names its product transmembrane protein 6/97. Gene Ontology annotation, cellular component: endoplasmic reticulum. NCBI's taxonomy places the organism in Eukaryota, Fungi, Mucoromycota, Mucoromycetes, Mucorales, Cunninghamellaceae. The record is from RefSeq and is a predicted model, not a curated record. Bases 31 to 540 code for a protein of 169 amino acids. The transcript is spliced from 3 exons.
CUUUUUUCUCCCUGAAAAAACAAAAAAAAAAUGACUUUUACUGAAAGACGAUUAGAUCUUGUCUUUUUUAUAUUCUUUAUUACUCAUAUUCCUAUUACUAUCUUUUUUGAUCUUCAAAGUAUUUAUCCAAAAUGGCUUGUACCUUCUGUUCUUCAACAAAUCCUUAACUUUUACGCGCAAACAACCAACGACCCCUUUAUGAAUGUAGCUAUUCCAAGAUAUUGGUUCCAAGCUCUUGUCUCCAUGGAAGCUUUAUGUCAAUUACCUUUCUUCUUUGUAGCUAGUUAUGCUCUUUAUUAUAAUAUGCCCUUCAUUCGACUCCCUCUUAUUGUGUAUGGCUCACAUGUGGUAACAACAGUUGUUCCUGUCCUGGCUGAAUUACUAUUAAAUCCAACAUUGGUAGGACUUGAACAAGAUAUGAUGAAACGAUGGACAUUGGUAGCCAUCUACAGUCCUUAUUUAUUGAUUCCUCUAGUUUUAUUGGUUGACUCUUAUCGACGUGUUUCGAAUGCUCUUGUACCAAAAUUUAAAUCAAAUUGAUCUCGGUGUUGCCAAAACAAGAACCCGGCUCUUCCCCUUCUUAUUAUUAUUUGUACGUUUCAAAAUAAAAUAGACUCUUUUUUUUUUGUUA